Paramacrobiotus metropolitanus is the source of this 1727-nucleotide messenger RNA. RefSeq lists its product as uncharacterized. The record is from RefSeq and is a predicted model, not a curated record. Bases 814 to 1440 code for a protein of 208 amino acids. NCBI's taxonomy places the organism in Eukaryota, Metazoa, Tardigrada, Eutardigrada, Parachela, Macrobiotidae. The transcript is spliced from 3 exons.
GAGCAACUCCCGGUACCCGAACAACAAGAGCUCGAGACAGGUUACGAUUGCAAGAUUUGACCGAUUGCACGCUUUUUUUGAUUUUAAUAAAAUAGUUGAAUGUACACAAAUUAAUGCCAACAUGAAUACCAAACUACUUGAUAACGCAAAACUUUUGGUAUUGAUGAGCUCUUCUUGAAAAUGACAGCUUUUUAUUCAGACUGUUUCCGAUUAAAACUAAGAAACGUUUUGGCUUUUUGGAGUUUUAUACGCAACAAAGCGUGUAUGACCUUGACCUGACGAGCGCUUUGUGAUUCAGCGAAAAGAUUUCCGUCUACUCACCGUGGCUGUUAGAAAUUGUUGAUAUGUUGCCAGUAGCUUAGGAUAUGGAAUGCAGAAAGUGAAUUUACAGCUACUGUACUCAGUAUUUUAGUUGUAAGCGCAUAGAGAGUUUUCAUUAAUCUGUUACAGACACAAUGCAGGUGGACAGACAGCUUGUUACAGAUGGCAUCAGAGUUUUGCAGUAUAAAUCAUACUUAUGCAAUGCCUACUGGCAUCUAAUACCCUGAAAAAUGCACUUGAUUGAGAGUACAGUACUUAUUUGAGACAGAAAAAAAGGUUAGGCAGAUGCCGGAACAUGGUUUGAAGAUUAUUAAGCGUAACCUGGACUUACGUAAUCUAGCUGCAAUAUCUCUAUCUUGAUUAUUUUACUAAACGGCAUAGGAACGAGUAUAAAAAGGCAUUCUAUUGAAAGAGAGCGUAUGUGCACAUCGCUAUUAAACAGCUGCAUGUGAUUCAUUGAAUAUAAUAAUCAUACCAUUCUUCCGGAAAAAAAUGGAAUACGUAAUUGCAUUGACGUUAAGCGCGUAUUUGCUGUUUGCCACUCCAGUAACAGCGGACCUCUGCGCCGACCUACAGGCAACAUACGACAGGGUCCGACCCGACGAAUUUGUGAGUUAUCUACGGCCAAAUGACAGCAGCUCGCUAUGGCCGGUUAGCGCAGCGGAUGUGCAAAAAUACAAGACAGCAGGAAACAAUUACUGCACUCGACACUCUGAAAUAGGGGUGAGCAUGAAAUCCCUGUAUAAGAAGUGCCCCGACGUCUACAACCGUAUGAAAAGGACUUCUGGUGGAUGGUUUACUGCUGAAUGGUUUACUACCAUGGGUCGGCUGUGCGAAACGCAAGUGGACCCGGUUAAAUUCAUUCGCGCAGGAGACCACUGUCAAAAAAAGGAAAUGGGGACGUACUUUGCCUGCUGUUAUAUGGGCGUUACAGACGACACAAAUAAGGACACCAGUGAGUCCAUUGCCCAUCAGCAGAUCUGCAGCCGGUUAAGCGAUACCGUGAAAAACAUCGACGGCCCGCGAGGCGUCCGAAUGGUUUCACAAUGUGGACAGGACGCUGUGCAGACGCUUAAGGACGCAUAUCAGCAGUUGCGCACCGUCACCUGCAAGAACUGAUUACGGCAUUGCUUCACUGCAGCGAUGGAGCAGGGUUGUCCUGAUUGUUGUAGACGUUAAGCUGAUUAAGAAAACAAACAAAUUGCGAUUUAUUAUUCUGGUUAUGUUAGGUCCAAAAUUUUAUUGUGGGAAGAAUUUGAAUUGAACUAUAUUCAUAUGACGCCCUUUCAAAACCGUUGGCUUUUCUAUCCGUUAGCGCCAAAAAUUGCGUGAGUGUCAACCUGGUUUUGCGAUGUCAUGUAAGGCUAAAAUUUAUUCUUUUUGCAAUAAAACGUUUUGCUUCUUUG